Molecule: messenger RNA, 876 nt
Organism: Lactuca virosa
Lineage: Eukaryota; Viridiplantae; Streptophyta; Magnoliopsida; Asterales; Asteraceae
Source: the annotation of a GenBank genome assembly
AUGAAUAUUUCAAAUUUAAGAGAAUCAAACCACGAAACCAAGCAAGAAGGAUCUAGUGAUGUCUGCAAGAUUGUACCUAAACCAAACUUAACCACAUCGUCAUGGUCCAGAUUGAAAGAUCCAAGAAUUGUUCGAGUUUCUAGAGCUUUUGGUGGAAAAGAUCGACAUAGUAAAGUUUGUACGGUUAGAGGGUUAAGAGAUCGGCGAGUUAGACUCUCAGUUCCCACUGCUAUCCAAUUGUAUGAUCUUCAAGAUCGUUUAGGACUCAACCAACCUAGUAAAGUUGUCGAUUGGUUACUUGAUGCAGCUAAACAUGAAAUCGAUGAACUCCCUCCUCUCCAAAUCCCACCAGGAAGCUUCGGACAAAAUCUUCAAGCAAUGCUAAGUGCUUGUUCACAAUCUGAAGAGGUUAAAAGUAAUGUUAAUGGUCUGAAUUGGGAGGAUUACUGGAACCCUGAUAAAUCUAAAGCAACUGCACGAGACACCAGUGAAGAUGGCGAAAAACUUGAUCAAGAAGAUGAAAGAAACAAGCAUGAUCAUCAUGGGACAUUUGUUCAAUCUAGUAAUUUCUUCGGAAGAAACCCUAAUUCUUCGAAUUUACCAGCGUUACCCUCCAUUCCGUCGGGAUCUCAGGUUCUUCUGUAUCCUCCACCACAACCACCGCCUCAAACACAGUCCUAUUUCCCUUCACACAAUCACAACUCCGGUGAGUUCGAUCCAAAACAACUAAACUUCCAAAUGCUCAGUUCUUCCUCAAGUUCUAAUUUCACGCCACCUCUCUACACAAUAAACCAAGGGAUGCGACCGUUUCAUUUAAGCAUGAACCCUAAGUUUUUUUCUUCAGAAGAUCAUGGUGGGCAUGAACCACACAAAUGA